CCUUAGACCAUGGCAAUAACGAACAAUUAAGAGAGGAGUAUGAAAAAAAUUUAAAAAACCCAGUUCAAAUUUUACUAGAAAAUCAAGAUGAAAAUAUUAAUAAAGUUAUUCCAAGAAAUAAC
Molecule: messenger RNA, 122 nt
Organism: Funneliformis geosporum
Lineage: Eukaryota; Fungi; Glomeromycota; Glomeromycetes; Glomerales; Glomeraceae
Source: the annotation of a GenBank genome assembly